UUUCUUUUAACUUUUGUCCCUUUAGGGGCUCUGUAUAAAUCAAAUGACUUAAAAUAUGGCAAAUAAAACAUUCUAUGUUAUGCUCUGCUUUUUUCCCUCCUGCAAUACUAAAUCUGUUAAAGAAGAAAUAAAGAAAAUCCAGAAUAAGAAUGAACAAAUGUCUUUCACUUUUGUUCAGAUCCUGCUUUUGAUGUGUUGGUGAGCGCAGUGCAGAGCUGACACAGUGAGGCAAAGAAGUUAUUUUUAUUUUGGUCAAAUCUGCCUGUUUGUUCCACUGAAUGACCAACACUGAAAUGAACGUCAUCUGUCGGGUUUGAAAGAGCCUGUUGGGCAGAUAUAGAUGGUUCUGGUGGUCCAAAAGUCUGAUCAUGUCAGGAAAGCUCAAAUUUGCUUGCUUUAAUGAGGACAAAAAGACUAAGUUACAUUUUAUUCCAAAGGCUCAUUGUGCUGAAAUCAAAGCUGGUGACGCAUGAGGAUCUUAAUGAACUUCGUGCGUGGACUGUGCGCGACACGCUGCCACGCGACUGCCAUGCAAAGUUCUCGCAGCGCCCCGUGAAGAGUCAGGCUGACCGGGAGCAUCCUCAUCACUCGAUCAGGUGGCUCCAACUUCUUCUUUGCAGUCUGCAGUGAUGGCUGAGCGCAUGGAUGUGCGUGAAGACUGAGCAUCUUCAUCAUCUGCACGUGUGCGGAGGACGUCCUUUUCUCCAGACCCUCACCCUUCCUCAUGCACCAUCACUUCUGUCGUUCCGGAAAAGAAAACGAUAAUAAUGAGCUCUUCCAUUCCUAAAAGUGAGUCCACCACUUCCCUGCUGAGAACCAACCGCAGGUCUGCGCACUCGGAUCCUCCUCACCAGAGCCACCGCGCUCACCAUCCUCCCGCCGGAGCUGGAGGCAGAGACGAUCCAUCCUGGACGGAUCAGUGCGAGACCAGUGCGCGGAGACCCCUGUGCCAGCCCAGAUACGGGGACUCCCGAAAUUCAAGCGAUCAACAGCGGGCGCAGAGAAGUCUCUCCCAGCGGCAGAGUCACCUGGACGACGGCUACACGCAGGAGGACGUCAGGCACAGAACGAACCGGCAGCAGACAGAGCGCAGCAAAUCCUCCAGAUCCAGACAUUCCCAUCAUCAUGACUCUUCCAGAGGUGAGCAGCCUCCUCUCCAGAGUGGCUCCAGGCCGGACAGGAGAAUCUCCCCGACUCCAUCCUACCCCAAACACCCGGAGGAUGCGGCUUUCUUCUUCGAGGCCAGUGACAGAGUCAUCACCGGGUCAUUGUCCAGCCUCAGCUCGGACCCAGCUGCGGAAACAUCUGUGCAGCCCGCACUCAGACGCACAUCCAAACGACUCAGCACAGCUUCGGAGAACGACUCCAGCCUCCAUCCCAUCGUGAAGUCAGUGUUUGGCCAGGACAAGAAGAAGAACUACAAAGCAGUGCAUUCCUGUGAUGAGGGGGGAUCUGGGGGGGCCUAUCUUGAGCCACUAGUAGCCCUGGCCCAGAGCGGAGCCAACAUGCACAACGUAUUGGGGCCUGCAUGCAUCUUUCUACGCAAGGGCUUCGCUGAGAGCCGGCAGGCUGAUCGAGAGCUGAGGCCAGAGGAACUGGAUGAGUUGCGUGAGGCUUUCAAGGAGUUCGACAAAGACAAAGAUGGGUUCAUUGGCUGCAAAGACCUGGGGAACUGCAUGAGGACAAUGGGAUACAUGCCAACAGAGAUGGAGCUGAUAGAGUUGAGCCAGCAGAUUAACAUGAACUUAGGAGGACAUGUUGACUUUGAGGACUUUGUCGAACUCAUGGGACCCAAACUUUUGGCCGAAACAGCCGACAUGAUUGGUGUAAAGGAACUGAGAGAUGCUUUUAAGGAGUUUGACACUAAUGGAGACGGCCAGAUCAGCACAGCAGAGCUUCGCGAGGCGAUGAAAAAACUUCUGGGACAGCAGGUUGGACACAGGGAUCUGGAGGACAUUCUGCGAGACAUCGACCUAAAUGGAGAUGGACACGUGGACUUUGAAGAAUUUGUGCGGAUGAUGUCUCGGUGAGUUUCCGUCUGAGACAGAAAACUCUUCAACACAUUCCGGAGUCUUGUGAGGAGUUCAAGAGGCUCACAUUCCUGAUGGAUAUAUUUUUUUUAACUGUCAAUGAAUAUGCUGACAUAUCACUUUUGUCCUGAAACUGCCAAACUGAAGCACACUGACUGACUGCUGCAGUCAAGAGAAUCACUGUAAACAACACGCUGCUGCUGAUAUUUACAGAAAAUAAUGACUACUAUUGCAAUUUUUGCAUUUUAACAGUGUAUUUGAAAUUAUUAAAGAUAAGCUAGUUUUUUUUUUGUUUUUUUUUAAACCCUCGGAUAAAGGGUGGUAUGACACCCAUAGCUGCUGUCAGUAUUGUUGACUGUUGCAACUAGGAUCAUGUCAGUUAAAUAUGCCAGCAAAAAGCAUACAUUAAAGUUUGAUCCUGUUUGUUUUCUAAAACGUUACAGAAAGCACAAAUAUAAAUUGCAAUAUGGAAUUAUUUCAUGUUAUUCGGUUUGUGUUUGUGCAUAGCGUGUCUUUUCUCGUACUGUCAUUACAUAAAGUCACAGAGAGAGACUUGAGGUCAGCAUCUCUUUGGUGUAAAGUAGCACCUUUCUGUUCUCUAAACAAAAACCAGUGAGUAAAUCUUAGUGUCACAUGUGUACGUUCUGUUGUUCUCCCACUGGACAUUUUUCAUCUUUGCUAUUGUCAUCAGCUUUAAAUUAAUUAUAUAUUUCAUUUUUGAGUUUGAAACUCUACAGGACAAUGGAACACACUGAAUUUCUUGAUCAAUGGAGUUAUUGAUAAAUCAAUCAUAUCAUUCAUUUAUAUAAAACAUGUUUAAGAAAUUUGGUGGGUCACUUGUCUGAGAAUUUUUUUCAUGUGCGUGAAACUGAAAUUUUUAGCUUUAAUACCUCAGAAUGAACUGGUCAACUAGUGUCAUCCCUCUCUUCCCAAUGCUCUGACCUCUAUUUCCUGUUCACCAUUUAUGUGUAAGGAAGCGCUACAGUGCUCCUUUAAGACAAACAAAAAAGCCAAAGACAGUUUUCAAGAACUCCAUAUGGAUCUAAAUCUGUUAGUGUGGGUCACUGAGGCAUAUCCCUAAUAGACUGUUGGUGGGGAGAAACAGAGGUAUAUGCAUGCUCUGACGUCGAGAUCUUUCUCCAAAAGGGAAGUCUUACUUUACGAUUUUUAUGUGUCUUAACUAUGUGAAACUAUGCAUGCCAGAAGAAAACUGCAAUUUGUAGCAGAUUGUAUUCAAAUAAAAAGUUUUAUUUUAACUUGA
Messenger RNA from Oryzias latipes (Japanese medaka), 3291 nucleotides. It is a transcript of the gene cabp1b, whose product is annotated as calcium binding protein 1b. Gene Ontology annotation, molecular function: calcium ion binding; calcium channel regulator activity. The record is from RefSeq and is a predicted model, not a curated record. NCBI's taxonomy places the organism in Eukaryota, Metazoa, Chordata, Actinopteri, Beloniformes, Adrianichthyidae. Gene Ontology annotation, cellular component: cytoplasm.